Messenger RNA from Amborella trichopoda, 1300 nucleotides. RefSeq names its product codeine O-demethylase. NCBI's taxonomy places the organism in Eukaryota, Viridiplantae, Streptophyta, Magnoliopsida, Amborellales, Amborellaceae. The record is from RefSeq and is a predicted model, not a curated record.
AAGUGGCAAUGGUUUGUAAACCCUCACUUCUGAUCUUCUUGGUUCAGGAAAAAUAUGGGAGAGAGCAUGAGAGUUCCCAUGGUUCAAGAAGUGGCUGCAAGGGGUGAAGAGAUCCCCCAACGCUAUCAUUGUAAGGAAGACAAGCCUUCCACCUUCUGUCAAGCACAAAAUGUUCCCACAAUUGACAUGGAUCUCCUCCUCGCAUCCUCACCAAUGCCACCCAUGUAUUGGGAAGAAGCAAGAAAUCAAGAGAAGGAAAAGCUCAAAGAUGCCCUACAAAAUUGGGGCUUCUUUCAGGCAGUAGGGCAUGGGAUUUCGGAGGAUCUGAUGGAUGGCAUGAGAAGAGCAAUGAAGGAAUUUUUCGAAUUGCCGUUUCAAGAGAAGAUGAAAGUUGCACCAAGCAUUGAGUGUGACAAGAAGUCAUGGCUUGAUGGUUAUGCACAUGAUCCCUUAGAAUCUGAUGAGCAAAUACUUGACUGGUGUGAUCGCCUCUACCUUCAAACCUUUCCGAGAAAUAAAAUAAAGCUCGAAUUUUGGCCAGAAAAGCCAGCCACUUUCCGGGAAGUCUUGGAUGAAUUGUCAUUGAAAAUGAAAGAGUUUGCGGACAAGACACUUACUCUAUUGGGAGAGAUGGCAGGGUUAAAAGACAAGUAUUUCAAUGAUCACUUUGAUGAUGAUGCAACAUUAUAUGCACGCUUCAAUUACUAUCCUCCAUGCUCAAAACCAGGCCAAACCCUAGGACAGAGGUCCCACUCAGACAAUAGUGGGAUCACAGUCCUCAUUCAAGACCCCCAUGUCCAAGGCAUCCAGGUCCUCAGAGAUGGGACAUGGCAUCAGAUAAAAACCCUUCCUUAUGCUCUCCUCAUUAACAUUGGAGAUCAGCUUGAGGUGAUGAGCAACGGGAUUAUUAGGAGUGCGGUGCAUCGGGUCAUUGUAAAUAAGGAGAAGCCCAGGAUGACAAUGGCUAUGUUCUAUUCCAUGGCACCCAACAAAGAAUUGGGUCCUGCUGAGGAAUUGGCAGGCAAGAAAGAAAGCCCAGCAGUUUACCAGAAGAUACUAAUCAACGACUAUUUUAAUGUGUUUUUGGAUUGUUGGACCAAAAAGAAAAGGGCUAUAGACACUCUCAAGAUCUAGUAAUCCUCUGCUAAGUUUGAUAUGAUAUUAGACAUCACUGUAUCAAAGUGCAUCUGUGCAUCAGAUAAAACAGUAUUUGGUGGAUUACUUGGACACAUCUACAUUUGCUAAAUGUGAACAUCUAUGUUACUCAAUGCCAAAUUUCUCAGUUGAACUCUUUUUAAGU